UCCUCCUAGCUUCGUCAUCGAAUUGAUCUUGCGUCGAUGAUUUUGCUAUACGCCGGACGUAGAUCAGAUAUCAUACGAUAUAUUCUCGUUCAAUGAUAAUACAGUGAUUCGAAUAUAAUCAUAAAUUGUGUGGUAUUAUAACAUCGGAACACAGUGGCGUGUCAUUUUUAUACGAAAGAAGAAAAAUGAUGUGGAUUCUCAGUGUACUUGUUCCACUGCAACUCUUACUGCUGAUUGUCAGUUCACAAGAUUUUAAUUCAGUAACCUGCAGAACGCCUUCUGGUGAAAUUGGUCAGUGCAUCAAUAUAAGACAAUGUUCGCCAUUGUUGCAAUUGCUGCAAACACAAAGAAACGCAGCCGGGGACUAUCUACGAAGUUUGGUAUGCGGUUACGAAGGAUUCGAACCAAGAGUAUGCUGUACUUCCGGUUCUGAAACUUCGCCAGUAGUCACGGAUGGACCGAGAAUCGAACCCACAAACAAUGCGUACGGUCCUUUAUAUGCGGAUCAGUGUGGUCAAUCAAGAUCUAAUAUAACGCAUUUUAAAGUGGUAGGCGGUAAUCCUGCUCAGCUUGGCGCUUGGCCUUGGAUAGCUGCUCUUGGCUACAGGUCGACCAAAAAUCCGAAUUCUCCGAGAUGGCUUUGUGGUGGCACUCUUGUGUCUUCUCGCCAUAUUGUUACUGCCGGCCACUGCGUGCACAAUCAAAGGGACCUGUAUAUAGUCCGGCUUGGCGAUUUGGAUUUAAAUAGUGAUUCUGACGGUGCAACGCCUAUUGAUGUACUUAUCGAGAGGAAAAUAAUUCAUCCAGAGUAUAAUGCUGCUAGUUAUACUAACGAUAUUGCUGUACUGAGACUACAACAAGAAGUUCCAUUCACUGAACUUAUUCAUCCAAUAUGUCUUCCAUUACCUGAUGAAGUACGUAAUAGAGAUUAUACACGUCUCUUUCCAUUUAUUGCUGGAUGGGGAUCAGUUUAUUUUCAUGGUCCAUCGAGCAGUCGACUUUUGGAACUUCAAAUUCCGGUUGUUGAGCAAUCUGAAUGUAAACGAGCCUUUGAGGCGUUCCCAACUGCUGUGAUAAACGAUCGCGUGUUAUGUGCUGGUUUUGCCCGAGGAGGUAAAGACGCUUGCCAGGGUGACAGCGGUGGUCCUUUGAUGCAUCCACGUGGAAGAACUUAUUACCUAAUUGGCGUCGUUUCGUAUGGUUUUCGAUGCGCCGAACCUGGCUUUCCUGGUGUUUACACCAAGGUCUCCGCCUUUCUAGACUUCAUUCAACAGAAUUUAGUGUAGAGAAGAAUAUGAAUUCCUGGAGAAUGUACUGAUUCGCAAUACAUAUUGUUGCUUUAUGUCGAGCAUAAUUCUAAGGCAAUAUUAUUUUCAUUAUUCUGAAUUAGUUAGGGAUUUAGUUCAAAAAUUGGCAUGAUGAAGAAAGGAAUGUUGCUGUUGCGAGUUAGAAACUGUAUUAUUUUUAUACACACUACGCUUUAAAAGUUUGUUAUAAAUUUUUAUACAAAGUUUAUUAAUCUCACGUGGUAUUGUAACUGUACAAUAAAAAUUUAUUUACAAUUUUUUUAUUUUA
Cephus cinctus (wheat stem sawfly) is the source of this 1575-nucleotide messenger RNA. Its product is annotated as venom protease. The transcript is spliced from 7 exons. NCBI's taxonomy places the organism in Eukaryota, Metazoa, Arthropoda, Insecta, Hymenoptera, Cephidae. Bases 186 to 1286 code for a protein of 366 amino acids. Gene Ontology annotation, molecular function: serine-type endopeptidase activity. The record is from RefSeq and is a predicted model, not a curated record. Gene Ontology annotation, biological process: proteolysis.